This is a messenger RNA of Penicilliopsis zonata CBS 506.65, 1515 nucleotides long. RefSeq lists its product as hypothetical. The transcript has a single exon. Bases 1 to 1515 code for a protein of 504 amino acids. NCBI's taxonomy places the organism in Eukaryota, Fungi, Ascomycota, Eurotiomycetes, Eurotiales, Aspergillaceae. The record is from RefSeq and is a predicted model, not a curated record. Gene Ontology annotation, biological process: regulation of DNA-templated transcription. Gene Ontology annotation, molecular function: zinc ion binding; DNA-binding transcription factor activity, RNA polymerase II-specific.
AUGAGCGACACCAAUCCGAGUCUGCGCGCAUCCUGUGAGCGCUGCCGAGCCCACAAGCUGCGCUGUGUGCCUUCUAUAGCUGGUGACCCGACCAGCGCGUGCCAGCGCUGUGCAAAGGCAAAACUCCAGGGAUCUUGCAAAUACACUCAGCGAUUGAAGACCGGCCGGACCAGACUGCCUGGUGGUGGAGGGGAUGACGGCCAGCAGGAGGCUGAACCGCGCAAGUUGAGGCGCGUCGAACGAGAGUGCUUGACCCAGCCCCCAUUGCCGGGCAUGGGGACUUUUGCGCUGCAUGCGGCAUCCUCAUUAUCCCCUUCCUCUUCGACUUGUCCAUCUUCUUUCUCAUGCUCCUUGGAUUGUGUGGUUCCGCCACGGCCCUUUGCCAACUCGGACCAGGGGACGUUCGCAGAUGCGGAGUCAAUGGCCAUUGAUUCCUUUCCCUGGUAUGAAACCGGGUCAGACAUGGAGCAACCGGAUCUACAAGCGUUUCCUCCCCUGCUGCCCGAUUCCGACGAUGGUCUGAACGCGACGACGGGGAGUGUGGUGGACGAGUAUAUGGUGAGCUCGGUGCUGUCUGCCGAGUGGGACAGGGUCUUGCUACCUUUCGCUCAGCGCGGCGACGGCUUGGUCAAUGAUGAGAUCGGGCUGGCGAUGUCUGAUACGAAAGAGAAUAUGGCCACGCCGCAGCUGAAGGAUCACUUCAACACUCUGACUGGCUUGCUCGCCAAGAUGUCCCAUUACGAGACGCAGAUCUCACAAUUCUCGGCAUCCCCGCCGCUACAAGAUGGCGAGAGUCACAACGGUCACAAACUCGACAACUACCCCAUUGGAGAUGCUCUAUUUCUCUCCCAACGCUUCCACCAACUGGCUUCGGCGGCGGCCCAGGGCCACAACAAUUGUAAUCCAGAUGGCGACGACCAACAGCCAGUACCAGAGCUAGGGAAUCUCCAAACGCCUCUCUCCUGCGAUAUACCAACGAUGCUGCUCAUACUCUCCUGCUAUCUGAUGCUGACGCGGAUCUACUCGACAAUCUUCGACGACCUUCACGUCGCGCUGACUGAACUAGCGGAGCAGGUGCAGUGCGCUGCGCGAACCCACAGGCGAGAUUCCUCGCUAGAAGCAUUCCGCGAGGAGGCCAACAUGUAUAGGGGCCUGCGGCUGGUCCAGCUUCAACCGACCUGCGUCUGCGUGGACUCUCCCAGCAGAGAGACGGCGACGCGAGCUCAUAGAGCCGUUGCGGUUCUGUUGGGCUCGUUGGGCUUGGCCGAGGCCGCCUUGGAACUACCGAGUGACAUUCGCAUUCUGGCUGGGUCAAAGAACUGCGGGUAUGAAGAGGAGCCACUGGUCAAGGAAGGCGGCACAAUCAAUGGCACAAGUUCCAAUGGGUCAGGAUCGAUCUGCAAGCUGAUGAACGAGCAUUUCUUAUAUGGAACAAUGCAGAAACAGGCUCGACAGCUGCAGCAAAAGAUAGACGAGCUUAAGCAAUUGCUGCAGGACUUGCUCAAUGUGUAUUGA